Punica granatum (pomegranate) is the source of this 1018-nucleotide messenger RNA. The record is from RefSeq and is a predicted model, not a curated record. Lineage: Eukaryota; Viridiplantae; Streptophyta; Magnoliopsida; Myrtales; Lythraceae.
UAACUCUCUAACCUACCCCACUUUGUAAAUAAUAAUUCAAGAUGCCCGCAGUAGCAGUUUGUAUUUAUUUUACAUCAAAAAUCAGCCUUAGAUUUUCCAAAAAGUUCAUCAACCUUCUUGGUCCGUUGUCCGUCUCUAUAUAUAUACCAUGUCCUCUUCUUUUAUGUUUGCACAUAUAUCUCACUAUUGGGGAGCUGUGUGUUAGUCUAGCUAGGAUCAAUAUAAUCGAUUUUGGUGAUCGUAGACGUUUAAUUCUUAGGAAUAGAAAUGGGAGUUGAAGGCACAGUGGAGUAUUUAUCGGAUAUGUUAAGCAAGGCGACGAAGAGCAAGAAGAAGAAGCAACUCCAGACUGUGGCCCUCAAGGUCCGGAUGGACUGCGAAGGCUGUGCACGUCAGAUGAAGAGGGUUCUCUCUUCCGUGAAAGGCAUGUGCAUGCUACGAGAGUCGGGGAUAGAGAUUAUUCUCAAGUGCUCAGAAUAAACUUAAAUGACAAGCAUCAAACAAGUGACGCAUUUGUCCUGUCACAAUGGGCGCACUGUUCUAUUCCGUACAGGUGUUAAAUUAGUGGAUGUUGACUUGAAACAACUCAAAGUGACUGUCACGGGGUACAUGAACCCGAAGAAGGUACUGGAAGCGGCUCAGUCCACGAAGAAGAAGGUUGAGCCCUGGCCCUAUGUUCCAUAUACUCUAGUGGCCCAUCCAUACAUCUCUCAGGCCUACGACAAGAAGGCACCUCCCAAUCAUGUCCGUAGCAUCCCAGACACAGCUACCAUUAAUGAGACAGUAAUUGAGGACCAGUACACCAGCAUGUUUAGUGAUGAAGAUCCGAAUGGUUGCUCUAUCAUGUGAGAUGAUUCCAUAUGGUUUUUCAGGAUAAAAGUAUGUUUGCAAUGUGCAAACAUGUAAGUUUUAUCAUGAAGCACAAUGAUGUUCGCUCUUAUUGGAGUGCACGGGACCGUUUGUAUAUACAUGUCGGCUUUCUUUUUAUUCCUUCAUGAGACCAUUAAGGAUACAAUAA